Messenger RNA from Colletotrichum tamarilloi, 720 nucleotides. RefSeq lists its product as uncharacterized. Lineage: Eukaryota; Fungi; Ascomycota; Sordariomycetes; Glomerellales; Glomerellaceae. The transcript is spliced from 3 exons. The record is from RefSeq and is a predicted model, not a curated record. The coding region runs from base 1 to 720 and encodes 239 amino acids.
AUGGCGAUCGGUCAAACUCCUGAUGUUGAACACAAAUUGAAGUCCUCAGAUGACAGUCAUGACGCCGAGAUUGAUCACAUUAGCGAGCUCGCAUCACAGAUCGCCAUCCACGAUGACGGAACCACGAAGACGAUCGACGCGUUGCGGAGACGAACGCGCUAUGCUGAUCUUUCGGGUGUUGAAGAGGGGACACUGAUUGUCUUCGAUCGUUAUUAUAGGUUCAGAACAGCGACCUUGGCGAUGCGACAGUCGGAUUCGAUAUCGCAUCACACGGAGGACGACAGCAAGAACAAAAUUGUUCUCCAGGACUAUUCGCACAACUUCGAGCUCCACACUUCGGCGUCUCGCCCAUACAUACUUUUCGGAACCGCCGGGACCCCAAUCACGAUGGAUCUUCUCGAGGAACUAGUUAGGUUCCUCCUCCCAGGCGCGUUUAUCGAUGUUGAAUUUGCCUUGCCUGUUGGGCACCACAAGAUCACAGAAAAUCCCGAAGGUUUUUGGGUCGUGGACAUGAUGAAAGCUGCCGGACUGGAAAUCUCCCACGGAAAAGAAUUUCCUGGCUCGAUUGAAUUGGAGCUUGUAAAGGAGAUAGGCCAAGGGAGAAUGGAUGACUGGGAUGGCAUAACCGGAGAAAGAUCAUUAGGUUUGCCUGAAGUACUUGAGCAUUACGGUCUGUGGAAAGACGCCCUCGAAGCCACAAUGUACGUCAGCUCUCAUUGA